AUGGUACCUAACAAUGAGCUGGAGCGCCUAGUAGUCAUGCGAUUAUUCAAGCUUUCCAAACUUUCGUUGUCAGGGACAGGCAAGUUGUUCAUCAGUACCUAUCUGAUCAGCAAGGCUUUGCAAUGGCGUUCUGAGGCUAUCCGAAACGUGAUAAAUUGGUACAAUAUCCAGGCUGUCGCUCUAAAUCCCCCACACCCGAAAAUUUCAUGGAAAGAUAUUGUCGAUUAUAGUUUUCUUGGCGAGUUUGAUUUGUUACGACAUUCACACACCGACAUUCGCAGCAAUGAUUGGGCCAAACCAGCCCAUUGGGAAGCAACUAAUAAAUUUUUCAAGUUAUGCCGUGCUCAUGAAGAAGUUGAGCGACUUAACAUUAAAGUUUGCCACUUACCCACUGCAAUUCAUGCUGAAGAACUCCAAACCUCUGUGGUUAUUGACGAUCUACUUCUUUCAGACCCGAGACUGGCUGCUGAGCUGCAGCGCCAAUGCUGUCCAUCGCUAUCGCUUAGAUCAUAUUGA
This is a messenger RNA of Suillus paluster, 516 nucleotides long. RefSeq lists its product as uncharacterized. The coding region runs from base 1 to 516 and encodes 171 amino acids. The record is from RefSeq and is a predicted model, not a curated record. Lineage: Eukaryota; Fungi; Basidiomycota; Agaricomycetes; Boletales; Suillaceae. The transcript is spliced from 2 exons.